AAGAUGUUGUUGUGGAAAGUUUGUGCUGCGUUCGCCCUACUCGCGACGGCGGCAUACGCAGAGUUACUCGAAGUGGAAUUUCCCAGCGGCGAGAUGUUUUAUCCAGUGGGAGACCCGGCCAGUCUGGGCGCUGAGUUGCAGGACCCAAAGAACACCGGCAGCGAACUGUACGACUCGCAGGGAAUCGAAAAUGUCCCACUGUCUCUGAACUUCGAGGUGAGCGAGUUCAAAUCUCCGACGAACCGGUACUUCCGGGCGCACCCAGCCCUCAUGGACUGUCUGCAGAGAACCUACAACGUCAUGCGCAGGGACGAUGAAACGGUGGAGAUCGCGGAAGGAUACCGGACGUCAGCAGACAGUCCCUCUGACGCGUACCUGCAGUCCGGAGCUGCGGCGGUCAUACAGCUCAAUCAGGAGGAGGGAGGGGCCAAGACCAUGCAGGACCUGGCCGCCGUCGUCAUAGAGAUCUGUGUCCCCAUCUUCCAGGAGGUUUAUGGCGACAUCGGGCUGGUUCUAUACAGUGACAAGCUGCAUGUCCGGCUGCAGGGCGCGGUUGACACCGGGCCGCACUUUUCUGCAGAUUCCGGAGCCUCCAUGGACACGGCAGCGUUCGAAGCCUGGGCACUGGGACAGAUUGAUGAGGCUUACGAGCCGAUCGCCACGCCUGAGUGUGAGAUAGAUGAGGAUGAAGAAGAAGUCCCGACCCUGGCGAGCGGAGGAAGCUGGCCCGCCGGAGAAACCGUGGAGAGCGCAUGCGGGACCAUCGACUACCCCGUCACCAGGAACAAAGUGGAGGACUUCAAACGGCUUGUCCAGUAUCCGGCCAACAACAUCGUCUUCGAGAACGAGGAGCGUUCGGGUGCAUGGUGCGGCUCGGCCGAAAGGGGGCGCUGCGUGGACUGUUCCACUGGGAUCCUGGGGUCCGGCCUAGACGACAGGUGCGCUGAUCGUGUGAUGACCAAGAGCAUGCUGGACCUGCUCAGGAAAGUGCAGAAGAUGGUGAAGGACGAGUUCACAGGAGUUAAGCUGAAAGUCCUGGAGGCGUGGGACGAGCCGCACGCGGGCGCGACAGAAGGAGACCAGCCGGCGGAGUCUCUGCACUUCGAGGGCCGGGCGGCCAAACUCACCCUAACCGACGGGGACACUUCGAAACUCCCCCAGCUGGCGAAAAAUGCUAUCUGCGCUGGAGCCAACUUCGUAGAACACAAGGGGGAUCACAUCUUCGUCGCAGUGCGGAAGCAGCUAGGCUUCACCCCGACUUUCGUGGACUUCCCGGAGAACACUCUCAUCUCAGUGAGGGCCCCUGCCGAGUUAGAGAUGAACUACACUCUGCCAGAUGAGGACUUGAGCAACAACAACAACGCCACAAUGCCCAUGUUACUGUUCGAUAGCGACGGCAAGUGGGGUAUGAACGUCGGCGCUAACGUGACAGUCGAUGACUUUAAGGACCCGGACGCCCGGUACUUCAGGCUGAACCCCGUACUGGUGGAGUGUUAUGAGGCACUGGCCUUACGCGAGAACAAGUGGAAGAAGCAUGACGAGGUCUACCGGAACAUCAAAAUCUUGGAAGGCUACCUGACGACUGAACACCAGGACGACCGCUUUAACAUGUCGGACCCUCGCUACGACCGGCACAACCUGGGCUGGGCCAUGCGCGUCGGUUACUAUGGCGACCAGGUCGAUGACCCCGAGGUGUACACGCCGCUACGUCUCGCGAAGUUUGCCGUGAUCAAGUGCGGACCGCUGUUCGCGGACAACAGGAAGAGCAUCGGUGUCGGGAUGUACAACAGGUCCGUGUUUGUGGACAUCCGGGACGACGCGAAGUUCUGGGUGGACGAGCCUGACGUACUUCCGGUGAACGUGACGGCCUGGGACUGGGCGGACGAGAUGGCCAUGCUGCUGGAGUACGCCAUCGAGGGCCGUAUAAUCGAGCCGGACAGCCUGGAACGCGCCUGUCUGUUCUCGGACCCCACCAAGCCCCAGUCCGUGGAUUUCCAGCACAAACACUCCGAGGCGGUGCAGCGACGUCGGCGGCGCCGAAGGCAGGAACCAGCCGGGGAAGAGGAGUGUAUCCCGACGUCAGACACCGAGUUCUGCGCCGAGACCGCGCCGCACAGGGAAACCGAGAUUGCCCAUAUCUGGCAAGCGGUGAAGAAGAAGCACCUGUACCGAGCCGAGGCUGACGUCAAGGCGGCGCUGGAGGGUUGCUUUGGCGCCUGUGGAACCUGUCUGGAAGGCGAAAUCUGGGAGGAGAAGACCCUCCACUGUAACAACUUCUUGCACUGGGUCAACUUCGACUUCCUGAACUCCGAACCUGACAUCACCAACUUCUGGGCACGCGACAACACGGACCUCAAGGUGCACGCGUGCCGCGGCCACUGCAUCGUCAAGGCGCCCAUCUUCUCUCUACUGGCUCCGUCUACUGAGGAACUGUACCGUCCGGACCCGACCAAGAGCCCACAGGAACAGAUCUACUCCAUGGCGAACAACCCUCUGCCCGUGAUGGACCUGAUGCAGGCUAUCUACGGCAUGCACGCCAACGGACGGGUCGAGUUUUACGUGGAAGAUGAGGCUGAGAUGCAGUCCCUCCGGGCUUCGCUGAAGUCUGUGCUGGUGUUUAACAAGAACGUGACGGAGGUGAUCGUGAACGCCGUGAACUUUGAAGACGUGGAGGCCAUCGUGCAGAACCUGGUGUUCGAGUGGACCAAGUCGUCAUGUCCUGACGACACUCGGGAAUUCAUCACACCUUUCUCUGUGGUAGCCAUGCCGGCAGGAGUCUCCAAGCGGAGCCCCGAGCACGAAGUGCGGGAAAUGAUGCUGGAGCGGCACCGCAACUGGGAACACGACUGGAUCAGCAGGAGCUUCGGGUAGUGCCCUGGGCACGAGAUGGGCCUAACUAGUGCCCUGGGAACGAGAUCGGCCUCUGCACCAACAGAAAUGCGCGACCACGACAAAACAAAAGUACAUGAUAUGGGCUAAUACCCCUAAAAAACAAUCAAAACUAGACAACAGUAACAAUAUUAAAUAGAGUCUGCAAAAUGACAACAGUUGAAAAUUUUAUUAGACUAAAAAUGACAAAACAAAUGGUUCAGCAAAAUUGUAUACUUCUGUUUAAGAAAGAUUUACAUGAGGUCUAGUCAUGCAGUACUUGCGACAGUCGCUAGACACAUUUUGGUGAAGACUUAAGUAUAGCCUUGCAAAAAAUAAUUCCAGAUUACUUAGUAAUAUGUGUCUACUGUAUUUGGCUUCCACUGUUUCACCGCAGAACUUGUUACAAACGAUUUUUCACAUUUUUUAUGAAUUUUUUUACACGCUGCUUUUUACACAUGCUUAUUGUAAGUCUUGUAUAGUUCAGCAUGCUUGACUAGUGUUAGGUACAGUAGUACUUAAUUAUGGCUAACUCAUACACAAGGGGUAUACAAGGGGUAAAGAUUCUUAGCAUUGUUACCUUCUUUACAGCUACGUUGCUACAUUUUAUGUUACUAACAUAUUUAAGACGAAUGGUGAAAGAACACAACAAAAUCUGCAGGUUUAGACAAAUGAAAAGAAUUUUAGUCUGAAGAAGGAUAUUUGUAAAAUGUCCUUGGUCUUAACUAUAAGUGCCUUUAUAAAACAUGAAAUAUGGUGAAAGUAUAUGUAUGAUAAAUGUAAGGUUUCAGUGUUCGCAUUUUUUUGUAGAAGAAUUUUAAGUUCCUAGAUGCGUUGAUAUCAUAUUGAUAUUCUAUCAGUUUAGGUUACUAUAGAGAACAAAUCUUGAUCGGUGCAAUAUCGUUUUAUUUCUGGCUUUCAAGUUUAUAUUUGCAUGUGGUGAGUGUAAGGCUGGUUCUUUCAUCAAAUAAACCACUCUUUGUGAGUA
This is a messenger RNA of Branchiostoma belcheri (Belcher's lancelet), 3856 nucleotides long. RefSeq lists its product as uncharacterized. Gene Ontology annotation, molecular function: patched binding; calcium ion binding. The transcript has 19 exons. NCBI's taxonomy places the organism in Eukaryota, Metazoa, Chordata, Leptocardii, Amphioxiformes, Branchiostomatidae. The record is from RefSeq and is a predicted model, not a curated record. The coding region runs from base 4 to 2871 and encodes 955 amino acids. Gene Ontology annotation, biological process: smoothened signaling pathway; regulation of gene expression; cell-cell signaling.